This is a messenger RNA of Hepatospora eriocheir, 990 nucleotides long. Lineage: Eukaryota; Fungi; Microsporidia; Hepatosporidae. The record is from the annotation of a GenBank genome assembly.
AUGGAAAAUAUAAUAGAAAAGAAUAAAGUUUACAAUAUACCAAAUAAUAAAGUUAUUGAAAAGUUAAUUAGAAAUUUUCUUAAUAACAAGAAAGUCAAUACACUUUCAGUUGUACACAAUGAUGAUUUUAUACAGUCCUAUGUUUAUAGAAAUAUAGAGACUUGCACAGAUAGAAAUCUGAAAAUAGUUUCAGUCAAUGAAAUUUCUGAUCUUGAAAACACAAUAAGAGAUUCACUAAUGCUCUCUAUAGUAAAGAAAAAGUAUUUCUAUGAAGGAGAGGUUACUGAAAUGAAAGAGGUUAAUGAAUUUAUCGUUAUUACUCUUAUGACUAAAAAAGAAUCUAAAGUUGUUCAAUUGCCCAAGUAUCUCAAGAACUUAUUAGAUGGCAUUAGAGUGGGUGAUAUUAUUUAUAUUGAACCAUCAAUAGGAAUUGUCAAGAGGAUAGGUAGAAGUGAAAAGUAUAUUAAUGAGUAUGAUUUAGAAGCUAAGAGAUAUAUUUCUAAUAAAAAGGGACAGGUUUUUAACAGUAAAGAUACAGAUUAUACUUUAUCACUUUAUGAUUUAGAUUUUUAUUUUAAUAGAAACGAUUUUAAUAUUACGUCAUACACAAGAGAAUUUACAAACGAGUUUGUAGAAAAUAAUAAUUUUAUAAUAGGAUACACUUUAAUAAUUAUAAAAGAUGCACAUUUAUUAGAUGAGUGUGGUUUAAAUAUAAUUAAAGAAUAUUCAGAGACUUAUGAAAGCUUUAAGUUCAUUCUUAUUGGGUAUAUGAGUGAAUUAUUAUUUAGAAAUGGAAUGUGUGUAAAACUCAAUGAAGAGAUGUCAAAUAUUGAUAAACUAAAAAUACUUUCUAAUAAAGCAAAUGAUGAUGAUUUUGUAAAUCCAAUUAAAGAAAUUCUUAAUGAUAACAAUUUAAAAACAAUUUCUACUAUGAUGAAUAUUUCUGAUUCAGCUAGUGAAUUUAUUGAGAAUUUAAAGUUAAUAAAAUGA